Messenger RNA from Notodromas monacha, 1967 nucleotides. Lineage: Eukaryota; Metazoa; Arthropoda; Ostracoda; Podocopida; Cyprididae. The record is from the annotation of a GenBank genome assembly.
AACUAUUUUUCCGCGGAUGUCCCAACUCUCCCAGGCCAUGCCACAGCCGGUCGGGGCGCGUUAAUAAAAUCAGCCAACGAACCGCUGGGUUUCCAUUUCCGUUCAGCUCAUGUUAUUGCUACGAAACCCGAGAAACUAUACCCAGGGCAAUAUCAGAAGGCAAUAAAUCCAGAGCAAGAGCAAGAAGAGCUCUUCUUCUACAGAUACAGACCCGAGCGGCUGGACCAGCUUUGUAAGAUCUCCAACUUCACCAAGAAGGAAAUACAGCUCAUCUACAGAGGAUUCAAACAGGAAUGCCCGACGGGGAUCGUCAACGAGGAGCUGUUCAAGGAUAUCUUUGCUCAGUUCUUUCCCCAGGGAGAUGCUUCCACUUACGCACAUUACGUGUUCCAAACAUUCGUCAAACACCAAGACAGCAAUUACGUCAAUUUUGAGGAAUAUUUGAAGGUGUUGUCGCUCUUGUCCCGGGGUUCGAUGCAGGACAAGGUGACCUGGGUGUUCCGACUAUACGACCUGAACGGCGACGGACGCAUCACCCGAGCAGAGAUGUCCGAGGUCGUGCAUUCCAUUUAUGACCUGCUGGGCAAUGCCACCGUGCCACACGUCAGCGAGUCCGCCGUCAGGGACCACGUCGACAGGGUCUUUGACCAAAUGGACAAAGACCAAAAAGGGACACUAACGAAAGAUGACUUCCUGCGUUGGUGCACCCGUGAUGUCAGCUCGAGGGAAGAAUUGUCAAAGUUCGACACCGUUUUGUGAUCCGCAAUGAAAAUUCGUCAUCUUCGAUGUAUUUAUACCCUCUGGCGGUGAUUUUUUCAGUAAUACUGUAAUUGGGAAAUCCGAACUCUCCCCAGUUACCAACCAACCCAACCUCGUAUACGAACUCAGGACUGAAUUUUCGUUCAUUGUUGUAAUUGUUUUUUUGUAGCUUCCGUCACGUACUGUAGGAAAAUGAGUGAAGGUUUUGGAGACUCUUACGUGAAAUUCCCUGUAGCGAUGCGAGACUGAAGCUGAGAUUCUUUUUUCUUCGCUGAAUCAACUUCCAAAUUUUUCAAAUCGUGUUCUUUUUCAACCAUGAAGAAAGGCACCAGAUGCAAGAGAAACUCGUGAAGUAAGUCAUCGAAUGUGCAAAUGUCUCCAGCUAUGUUUGUAUUUGUGAACGUGACAUUCCUUUUUACUAUAGUACAUCAAGUGAAAUCUUCCAAAAAAAAAUUCAAUUAUAUUCUUGAGACGCUUGAGAAUUUGUUGAACAGCGGAAUUGAUUGAAGCACUUCGUGUACAACGCGUUUCGAUUUUCUUAUUUCAUCAAUACUCGUACAAUCGUACUUUCAAAAUCUUUCAGAUUUUCAAAGUUAUUCGUUCCGAAAAUUUCGAAACGUUUAGAAUUAUUUUACAGAUUUUUAAUCAGUUAUUAUCGAGGGGGUGUGUGGAAAAUUGCACACGGACACGACCCACUGGAAAAUGAACCCGCGGGUCUGCGUAUUUGAAAAAAAAAAAAGACGGAAAUUUGGUUUUUCCUGAAAUCGAUAAUAGGCUGUUAUUUUUCUGACAUUUUAUCUUCGUUUACGAGUACUCUGACGUAAUAAUCAAAUUCGAGUUUGAUGAGACAGAUCAGACAACGAAGUUGGAGGAAGUCCUUCCGCGUGGGAGAGUUUGUAUAGUUCCAACGGCUAGUUUAUGCCAGUUUCUGGGAAAAGGCCCAAGUUGUUUGCCCCUCUUAAAUCCUAACAGGAAUAGGAUUGUUUUUCCUUGUAUUCCUAUAUUUUUACUUGUGUCAUCAGCGAUGAAUGAGGUGAGCAAUCACAGAAACAAAGAAGCAAAAUUCGCAGCAACAACAAAAGGAUAGGGUUGGCUUUCCAACGCUAGCUUGCACCAUGAUCAGCUUCAAAGGAAUUGCUCUCCUUGUUGUUUUUGUGUGUAUGCCAUUUCCAGAAUUAGACUGAAUAAACCCAACCUGUUCCCAACUG